GUUCCCUCCUAUUGAGACGCAAGAGGCAUAGACACCAGCUUGCAUCCGAGCACAACAACACCAGCCUCCAUCAGUAAAACAAGACAGUAACAUAUCCUUUUCACAAAAAUCUGAAUAAUACCGGUGGAUUUCGCCGAGAAGUUGCAUGUGCAGGAGUGCUUGUGUUCUCGAGCGGGACAGCAGGAAUGGGAUACCCGAGCAGAGGAUGGAUGCUCCUGGUUUGGGUCGCUGCUCUCAGCCUGCUUGGAACAGACGGUCGCAGAGUGAGGCAACCCAGAUGCCCCACUGGAUGUACCUGCACCAAAGAUAACGCCCUGUGUGAGAACGUCCGAUCUGUACCUCAUGCUUUCCCAUCAGAUGUCGUUUCACUAUCUUUUGUCAAGUCUGGAUUUAAUGAAAUAACAGGAGGAAGCUUUGCUCACACGCCUGCCCUGCAAUUACUAUUGUUCACAGCAAAUUCCCUUGACCUGAUUGAUGAAGAUGCGUUCCUGGGUUUACCACAUCUUGAAUACUUAUUUAUUGAAAAUAACAGAAUUGCAUCAUUAUCUCCAUUCGCGUUCCGGGGCCUGAAAGCUCUGAUUCACCUGAGUCUGGCUUACAACAACCUAGAGACACUGCCCAAAGAUGUCUUCAAGGGCAUGGAUGCUUUGACCAAAGUGGAUCUACGGGGCAACAACCUGAUAUGCGACUGCAAGCUGAAGUGGUUGGUGGAGUGGAUGCACCAUACCAAUGCCACCCUGGACCAGAUCCACUGCAGUGGCCCACCCAUCCACCAGGGGAAGAAGCUCAAUGACCUUCUCCCACAGUCUUUUGACUGCAUUGCAUCAGAGUUUGCUUCCUAUCAGUCAUUGAAGUUUGAGUCCAUUUCGGUGGAGGCCUUCACCUUUGGCAAAGAUCAGUAUGUUGUGUUUGCCCAACCGUUUGCUGGGACAUGCAGCUUCCUGGAAUGGGAUCACGUUGAGAUGACCUUCCGAACGUAUGACACCAUUGAAAGCACCUCCACUGUGGUUUGUAAGCCCAUGGUGAUCGACAAACACCUCUUUGUCAUCGUGGCUCAGUUGUUCGGAGGCUCGCACAUUUAUAAACGCGACAUCUCUGCCAACAAGUUCAUCAAGAUCCAGGACAUUGACAUCCUGAAGAUUCGCAAACCUAAUGACAUUGAGACAUUCAUGAUCGAUGGGGAGUCUUUCUUUGUCAUCGCUGACAGCUCUAAGGCCGGCUCCACAACAGUGUACAAAUGGAACGGUAACGGCUUCUACUCCCACCAGUCCCUCCACCCGUGGUUCCGCGACACAGAUGUAGAGUAUUUGGAGAUCUCCAACAAAGCACACCUGAUCUUGUCCAGCAGCUCUCAGAGGCCUGUAGUCUACCAGUGGAACAGGGGCCAGAAACAGUUCGACCGCAGGACAGAUAUCCCGGAUAUGGAGGAUGUGUUCUCUGUCAAACACUUUCAGGUCACAGGUGAGCUGUUUAUAUGCCUGACAAGAUUCAUCGGGGACUCCAAGGUGAUGCGCUGGGACGGCGCCAUGUUCAAAGAGGUCCAGACAUUUCCUUCCCGCGGCUCCAUGGUGUUCCAACCCGUCUCCAUCGGCAACUGGCAGUACGCCAUCUUGGGCAGCGAUUAUUCACUGACACAGGUCUACCAAUGGGACACCAAGAGGGGCCAGUUUGUCCCAUCACAGGAGCUGAAUAUCCAGGCGCCUCGGGCAUUUUCUCUGGUUUCUAUUGACGACCGGGUGUUUCUGCUUGCAUCCAGCUUCAAGGGAAAAACUCAAAUAUACGAGCACCUCAUGAUCGAUUUGAGUAAUUAAACACAUUGUCAGUUUGGGAAAAAUUAUCUACACUAACAUUUGAAUGAUUUUUUUCCCUGUGAUUUUAAACUGAACUUCAAGAUCACGUAAGAAAUCCACCAGCAAUUUUCACUUGAUGUUUAAAAGAGACAGGUCCAAACAAGAGCUGAAAUUUUAUGAACACAAUUCAUGUCUUUUAGAUGACGUGGCACGAGUGUGUAUCCUACACAGUCCUUUCUGCCACUGUUUUGCAGCCUAAUGCAACUCUGUCAUUUUUUUAAACAGCUUGUAUUUUCAUCUUGAUUCCUUAAGAUUAGGGAAAGCCUUAUUACCCAUUUGAAAACCUGAUUCCACUCAGAGUGCGA
Molecule: messenger RNA, 2155 nt
Organism: Notolabrus celidotus (New Zealand spotty)
Lineage: Eukaryota; Metazoa; Chordata; Actinopteri; Labriformes; Labridae
Gene: lgi1b
Product: leucine-rich, glioma inactivated 1b
Exons: 10
Coding region: 186-1811 (541 amino acids)
Biological process (GO): myelination
Molecular function (GO): protein binding
Source: RefSeq, a predicted model, not a curated record